AUGUCUUCUUCUUUCAAUGAAUUAUUAACCACCAACCAAACUAAGGUUUCCAUCAAUAUUGCCAAACAUCUGUUCUUGAAAGAAUCAAAUAAGAACAAGAACAUUGUGUUUUCGCCACUGUUUCUCCAAUUUGUGCUCAGCCUCAUCGCUGCUGGAUCUGAGGGUCCCACAAAGCAGCAGCUUCUCAACUUCCUCUUGUCCAAAUCCUCCGAUGAUCUCAACGAUUUUGCCUCUCAUCUCGUAUCCGAUACACUCAAUGACGCUGCUCCUGCCGGUGGCCCUCGACUCUCUUUUCUGGAUGGUCUAUUUGUUGAACAAACCUUUCCUCUUCAAGAUUCCUUCAAACAAAUUGUGUCUAAAAAUUAUAAAACCAUUCUGGCUUCCUAUGAUUUCAAAAACCAGGCUGAAGAAGCGGUUAAAGCAGUGAAUUUAUGGGUUGAAAAAAAGACAAAUUGCCUUAUUAAAGAACUACUUCCUCCAAGAUUAAACGAUCCCAACACUGGCCUCAUCUUUGCUAAUGCAUUGUUCUUCAAAGGAGCAUGGGAUCAAAAGUUUGAUGUUUCAAAAACUAAAGACUAUGAUUUUCACCUUCUCAAUGGAAGGUCAGUUAAGGUUCCUUUCAUGAUCACCAUGGAGAAGCAGUGUAUUCAAACUUUUAGUGAUUUUAAAGUUCUUCGUCUUCCUUAUAAGAAAGGUGGUGAAGAUAAGCGUCGAUUCUCCAUGUAUCUUUUCCUUCCAAAUGCAAAAGAUGGACUGUCGGCAUUAGUUAAGAGGCUGACUUCUACACCUAACUUACUCCGCAACUUUCUUAAUUCUCGAUUGGAAGUACGUGACUGCAGAAUUCCAAAGUUCAAUAUUUCAUUUGGAUUUGAAGCUACUGAUAUGCUUAAGGACCUAGGAGUGGAUUUACCCUUCUCUCCAAAAACUGUGAACUCUGAUGUGGGUCAUGGCCUUUUUGUUUCUAACAUAUUUCACAAGUCUUUCUUCAAAGUAGAAGAAGAAAGAGAAGAAGGCACCGAAGCUGCUGCAACCAGUGAUGCAGGCUUUUCAUAUAAGUGUGCUCGACCUAGAUCUAGACUAGACUUUGUUGCUGACCAUCCCUUCUUAUUUUUAAUUAGAGAAGAUUUGAAGGAAGAAAUCCUUUUUAUCGGGCAAGUGCUCAAUCCUCUUGCUAGGUGA
Trifolium pratense (red clover) is the source of this 1179-nucleotide messenger RNA. Its product is annotated as serpin-ZX-like. The coding region runs from base 1 to 1179 and encodes 392 amino acids. The record is from RefSeq and is a predicted model, not a curated record. The transcript has a single exon. NCBI's taxonomy places the organism in Eukaryota, Viridiplantae, Streptophyta, Magnoliopsida, Fabales, Fabaceae. Gene Ontology annotation, molecular function: serine-type endopeptidase inhibitor activity.